AUGAGCAACCCAGUCGAUGUGCACUCUAUUGGUGGAAUUGCCAAUUUGGUAGUUCAUUACCUCCGUCUUUUGAGGCAUGAUAUUGCUCCAUCUUUACUGUCUUUGUUCUACCUGCUUUGCAUAGGCUCGGUGUUUUUCGACGUCAUUCAUCAUAUGCUCCACCGUUGCAACAAAUCGUCUCACCCUCUUUUUCAACGUCUAGCACGUGCCCACCAUUUCCACCACCUCUACUUCACACGGCACAUGAAUUUCGACGAAAGGUAUCUUCGGCAGAAUCAACUCCAAGCCUUGCCGCUUGAACUAGCAGCCCAAAUCGUUGGAAGCGCACUAGGCUAUAUCUUUGCCAGUUUUGUGACGCCUAACGGCCUCGUGUGGUGCAUAAGGAAUCACCUUUGGUUUACGAUUGGCUUUCAAAUCCUAAGGACUUCUUUUGUCAUCCUCACAAGUGGCCGCGACUCAAACCAUCUCAUCUACAAGACCGCCCCGAAGGACCGCAACUGGAUACUUGUGGGCCCAGAGUUUCACGCACUCCAUCAUGUCUACCCGGAUCGUUAUAUCAGUUCGUUUAUUAAAGUCUUCGACUGGAUCUGGGGUACCGCCUACUCCUUCAGACGUAAGCGUUUUACGGUCACUGAGGGAAGUGGAGCAUUUAUCCAAGCAAUCAUCACAGACCUCGAGCGUAAAGAAGGAGUAGCGUGCAUUAGCAAGUUGAAAUUUGGGACUGAUUGGGAUCAUCAUCACUUUGAAAAAGUGAUCGCGGUCCUUUCAAACUCCGACGUUUUGAUCCUGGCCCACGGCUGCCAUGGCGAGGACGCAGUUGGAUCAAAUUGCGAUUCAGCUACCCAACUUAUCAAAUUAUUCAAGCAGUAUAGAGCGACCAACCCCGCCUGCCCGACACUUCCGGAAGUAUGGUACGUUGGAAGCGAGAUUGAGUUCCAUUCAUCCUGGACAAAUGUACGACUACAAGGUUGCUCUCAGUCGAAACGAAGAACGUUCCUGCCGCACGCUCGUUCCUUUUUUGAUGACCCUGAUAUAAUUUACCGCCAUAUCGUGCUGCCCUCAUUCCCCUCAUCUAUGGUAACUGCUGGAUUAUCUGCAGACUGGGCGGCUAGGUGUGCAAUGUGGUGGAUCCGACGAGGUGCUAGAUAUAUUCCUGUCACGUAUACGGGAAUUGCGUGUUUGGACUAUUUCAAGUUUAUGUAUGGCGUUCCUUAUGCGAACGAUGCGGAUCAAAUGUAA
This is a messenger RNA of Penicillium egyptiacum, 1239 nucleotides long. Lineage: Eukaryota; Fungi; Ascomycota; Eurotiomycetes; Eurotiales; Aspergillaceae. The record is from the annotation of a GenBank genome assembly.